Messenger RNA from Jatropha curcas, 1164 nucleotides. It is a transcript of the gene LHCB4.3, whose product is annotated as light harvesting complex photosystem II. Gene Ontology annotation, cellular component: membrane. NCBI's taxonomy places the organism in Eukaryota, Viridiplantae, Streptophyta, Magnoliopsida, Malpighiales, Euphorbiaceae. Gene Ontology annotation, biological process: photosynthesis, light harvesting. The record is from RefSeq and is a predicted model, not a curated record.
CAUUUAUAUGAAUCAAACCAUUAAUCUUCAUUUAUAUUUUAAUACUGUGUGUAUAUGUGUGUGUGUAUAUAUAUAUAUAUAUAUAUAGGACCACCUCUGUUACAACCAAGUUUCCCUGCUCCACCACCUGCAUAGAUCCAGCACAACUAUGGCCUCCACCACAGCCGCUGCCGCCGCAUCACAUUUCUUCGGGACCCGAAUCCUAAACCCAAAACCAGGCGUAGGAAAAAUCCAAGCUCGAUUUGGAUUUCCUGGAUUUGGAACCAAAAAAUCACCUCCUCCGCCACCAAAGAAAGCUCCGGUGAUCAAGAACGAUGAAGAUCGACUAGUAUGGUUUCCUGGUGCAACCCCACCGGAAUGGCUCGAUGGAACUAUGGUCGGAGACCGUGGGUUUGACCCAUUUGGGCUCGGUAAACCUGUAGAGUACUUGCAGUUUGAACUUGACUCCUUGGACCAGAAUUUAGCAAAGAAUGAGGCUGGUGAUGUUAUUGGUGUCCGAAUUGACCCUGGAGAGGUUAAAUCGACGCCGUUUCAACCUUACUCAGAGGUUUUUGGGUUGCAGAGAUUUAGAGAAUGUGAAGUUAUUCAUGGAAGAUGGGCAAUGUUGGGUACCCUUGGAGCCAUUGCUGUUGAAGCUCUUACUGGCGUUGCAUGGCAAGAUGCAGGAAAGGUAGAGUUAGUUGAGGGGUCAUCAUACCUAGGGCAACCACUUCCUUUCAACUUGACAACAUUGAUAUGGAUAGAGGUGUUAGUGAUUGGAUACAUUGAGUUCCAGAGAAAUGCAGAGCUUGACCCAGAGAAAAGGUUAUAUCCAGGUGGCUAUUUUGAUCCUCUUGGCUUAGCUUCUGAUCCUGAAAAGAAAGAAAACCUUCAGUUAGCUGAGAUUAAGCAUUCCAGGCUAGCUAUGGUGGCCUUCCUUAUUUUUGGUCUUCAAGCUGCUUUUACUGGGAAAGGACCCAUUGCCUUUCUUGCUACCUUCAAUCAGUGAUUAAUUUCUUAAUCACCCUCUUAAUUUCUGAAUUGUGGUAAUUAUGUCUAAUUAAUGUGUAUCUAUUGCCCAUGUUGGUGCUGGAUUCAUUUAUUUGUGUUUUAAUGUUUUUUCUACAUGGACAUAGAAAUUGAUUACUUGCUAAUUUUCUUGAAAUAAUGAUCGUAAAUUUUAUA